AUGAAAACCUCAGUGUUGUGUUUAUUUUUGAUUAUUUCUAUUAUUUCAAUUUAUGCCGAUGAUAAAGAAGUUGAGAAUCAUAAAGUUGAGGCCGAGACAAAAGAAAAACGUAAUGGUGGUAAUCAUGAUGUUCCGGAUGAAACAAAAGUAAAACGUGAUGGUGAUGAUAAAGCAAUUAAUCAUAACGUUGAGGCCGAGACAAAAGAAAAACGUAAUGGUGGUAAUCAUGAUGUUCCGGAUGAAACAAAAGUAAAACGUGAUGGUGAUGAUAAAGCAAUUACUCAUAACGUUGAGGCCGAGACAAAAGAAAAACGUGAUGAUAAGAUUGCAGCAGAAUCAGACGAACCCAGAGAGGAGCGCAAGACAAAGAAAACUAAAGAAAAAAACAAUGGAAAAGCAAAAAAAGACAACAAAAAAUCAAAAGACAAAAACAAUGAAAAGACAAAAAAACCAACAAAAAAAGACAAAAAAACAAUGAAUAUCCGCGAUGCUCGUGCAACAAUGACUGGAACCUAAACAAUAGAAUCAAAAGGAAAGGGCCAUUAAAUGUGGGAUAAAUUUGGCUAUUAUAUU
Molecule: messenger RNA, 573 nt
Organism: Meloidogyne enterolobii
Lineage: Eukaryota; Metazoa; Nematoda; Chromadorea; Rhabditida; Meloidogynidae
Source: the annotation of a GenBank genome assembly